AUGGCUAAGAGAGAGGUCGACAACCCGAGCGUAUUCAAUCAGCCCUCGAUCACAAGCAUCCAAUGCUGUCUGAUCCUAUGCGUCGUCGAGGUCGGCCAUGGUCUUGAGCAUCAAGCUUGGUUGCGCGUAGGUCAUGCUGCCCGCCUCGCUCAGCUCGCUCGGCUGCACAAAGAAGACCUGGAUGAAACAUCCUUCGUAUGGGGCAGUCCCCGACCAGUUUUGGUUCCAACCGAACUUGAAGUUCGCCGCCGAACCUUUUGGUGCAUGUACUGCCUGGACAGGCUGUUGGCCAACGGUCGUGACCGGAUUGCCACCUUCGCCGUCGAAGAUAUCACCACCCGCCUACCUCAGCCCGACGAGGACUUCAUAUUCGGUCGCGAGCGCAGGACAGGCCGGUUGACAGAUGCGCCGCCUGUGGAUGCGACAGAUGUUGCUACCGGGUCUGCGAGCUUGUUCUCCUACACAAUCCGCAUUAUCAACAUACUGGGUAAUAUUGUGCUAUGGCAUGGGCGGGGUGGGCGUCGUCGCGAUACUCGCUGCCCGUGGCUAGCGGACGCGCCCUUCUCACGCUACGCGAAUAGUCUUGCCUCAUGGAAAGAGAGUCUUCCAAGAUAUUGGGAUUAUAGGCCUCGGAACCUUCCUCUUGUCGUUGCCGCCGGUCAAGGAAAGCUCUGGUCGCUCAUGUUCAUGUUUUAUUUUCAAGCCAAAACAUACCUGUACCGAGAGUAUGCCCCUUUCACCCCUUCCAGAGACUAUGACCCCGCCGCUGGACCUUCAGACGGAACACCUCUGCUUCCGGCUGAUUGCGUACCGCCCCAGACUUGGUGGCGAGACUAUACCAUCACCUUGGUAGAAAGUGCAAACUCGGCGGCCGACCUGUACACACGAAUGCAUGAUCUCGACCUCGCACCUUCGGCAUAUCCUUUUGCUGGUCUCGGCUUGUUCACAGCCGCCAGCAUCCACGCAAUUUUCACCACCUUCGAAUGGAACAGCCUGAAGCCUGUCGUAUCACGAUCCAAGGCGAGAUCGAAUCUAGCCGUGAGCAUGCGCGCAUUUAACUCUUUAGGACAAUAUUGGGACCUUCCUGUGUACUGGAUUCGCCAGAUUUCGCUCUACUACAAACUCAACUAUCUCACCCAUCUGUCUUUCACAGGUGGCGCAGAGAGCAUAACCGCCUUGAGAAUGAACAUCCAGGAGGUCAGGGACGGUGUCAUGAACUAUCUCCGUCAGAUCGGCCCCAAGGACCGAUCGUCACGCCUGCUGAACCUCAAGCCGACGUUUGAUUUUGAGGGCUGGCUGGUCGCCAUCGAAUCCGACUCGACGAGAAACAGCUUACAACCACAGGAGGAGCCCCGACCAGAACAAUCGAGACCGGUUACGAACGUGGAGAACGCCAUUGCCCCUGUAGCUGCCGACACAACCUCGAUCACGGUCUCGGGCUCACGCAUGGAGCAACAGCAGCCUCUCCGGAUGGAAGACCUGCCCUUCGAGGAGCUGCUUCGAACAGCAGCCUUUUUGCCCUCGGAUGGCUGGGAUGACCUGAGCCUCGAAGCCGCGUACUGGGACUUAUAG
Molecule: messenger RNA, 1572 nt
Organism: Capronia epimyces CBS 606.96
Lineage: Eukaryota; Fungi; Ascomycota; Eurotiomycetes; Chaetothyriales; Herpotrichiellaceae
Exons: 3
Coding region: 1-1572 (523 amino acids)
Biological process (GO): DNA-templated transcription
Cellular component (GO): nucleus
Molecular function (GO): DNA binding; zinc ion binding
Source: RefSeq, a predicted model, not a curated record